Messenger RNA from Cyprinodon variegatus (sheepshead minnow), 2942 nucleotides. It is a transcript of the gene itcha, whose product is annotated as E3 ubiquitin-protein ligase Itchy-like. Lineage: Eukaryota; Metazoa; Chordata; Actinopteri; Cyprinodontiformes; Cyprinodontidae. Gene Ontology annotation, biological process: protein K63-linked ubiquitination; protein K48-linked ubiquitination; ubiquitin-dependent protein catabolic process. Gene Ontology annotation, molecular function: ubiquitin protein ligase activity; protein binding. The record is from RefSeq and is a predicted model, not a curated record. The coding region runs from base 139 to 2739 and encodes 866 amino acids. The transcript has 24 exons.
UCCGCCCGCGAAGAAUCCUGAAAGAAGAGGAUAGCACAUCGGCUGGUCAACCCUAGGAUACUUUAGCCCCCUACGUCGCAUUACCAUCUGUAGUUGACAGGUUCAAAGCAACAUAGAAUCAAGUGUUAUGGAUGAACCAUGAAGGCACAAUUACAAGUCACAGUGCUCUCAGCCAAGCUAAAGGAAAACAAAAAGAACUGGUUUGGUCCCAGUCCUUACGUUGAGGUAGCUGUGGAUGGCCAAUCAAAGAGGACAGAGAAAUGCAACAACACCCACAGUCCCAAAUGGAAGCAGGCCCUCACUGUAAUUGUGACUCCAGUCAGCAAACUAAUCUUUCGUGUUUGGAGUCAUCAGACACUGAAGGCAGAUCUUCUGUUAGGCAUGGCUACUCUAGACAUCAGCUCUAUCCUCAAAGCCAAUGACCUUAAAUUGUGUGAGGUGGUGCAGACGCUGCAGCUGUCCUCUGACAGAGACCCUCAGGAUAACGUUGGAGACCUCUCAGUCUGUCUGGAUGGUUUGCAGGUUGACCCAGAAACCUUUGCUCUGGCAGAGAGGAAUCAAGUAGCUCCUCCAAAUGGAAAUGCAAAACCAAAUGGCAAUGCAAGCAACAGGUCAAGCAGGGACACGUCUCCAUCCAGUGACUCUGAUGACUGGGUAAUUGUACCCAACGGUCUCACCGUCACUGGUAGAAGUUCUCCCUCUCCGUCUCCAGGGGGCUCCACCUCCUCACGUCCUCCCAGGCCUGCCAGACCUCCUCCUUCUAUGCCGCAAAAACCUGCUGCCUCACCAAGCUCUUCCAGUAGUUCGUCUCCCAGUGAACUGAGUGAAGCCCCACCGUCUGACGGCUCCUCUCAGGCAUCUGCAAGCGGGUGUUCAGACCAGCCAGAUGACUCCGCUGCACGAGCAGCAUCGGCUGUUUCCCCACAAACGAGUGUUCCCAAACCAGUGGGUGCUGUAACAGCGGCUCCAGCUACAACGGCUCCCAGAAUCAACCCCAUUAACAAUGCCCCUCUGCCACCAGGGUGGGAGCAGAGAGUGGAUCAGAAUGGACGGGUGUAUUAUGUCGACCACAUUGAGAAAAGAACUACUUGGGAAAGACCUGAGCCUCUGCCUACAGGCUGGGAGCGUAGAGUUGACCCAAUGGGUAGAGUUUACUAUGUUGACCACAUAACAAGAACCACAACAUGGCAACGGCCCACUCAGGAGUCGGUGCGGAACUAUGAGGAGUGGCAGAACCAGCGCAGCCAGCUUCAGGGAGCAAUGCACCAGUUUAACCAGAGGUUUAUUUAUGGGCUGCAGGACCAAUUUGCAGCCACAUCUAAAGAGUUUGACCCACUGGGACCACUGCCUCACGGCUGGGAGAAGAGGACAGAUACCAAUGGCAGAGUGUAUUUUGUUCAUCAUCCAACUCGGACAACGCAGUGGGAGGACCCAAGGACGCAGGGACUUCUGAAUGAUAAACCCUUACCUGAAGGUUGGGAGAUGAGGUUCACUGUGGAUGGCACCCCCUACUUUGUAGACCACAACCGGAGGACCACAACCUACAUUGACCCCCGCACAGGGAAAUCUUCCCUCGAGAACGGCCCACAGAUCACUUAUGUUCGGGACUUCAAAGCCAAAGUGCAAUACUUCAGGUUCUGGUGUCAGCAAUUAUCGAUGCCUCAGCAUACCAAGAUUACCGUCUCCAGGAAAACCUUGUUUGAGGAUUCCUUUCAGCAGAUAAUGAGUUUUCACCCGCAAGAUCUGAGGCGGAGACUGUGGAUUAUUUUCCCUGGAGAGGAAGGCUUGGACUACGGAGGCGUAGCCAGAGAAUGGUUCUUCCUGCUCUCCCAUGAAGUUCUAAAUCCCAUGUACUGUUUGUUUGAGUACGCUGGAAAGGACAACUACUGUCUUCAGAUCAACCCUGCUUCUUAUAUCAACCCGGAUCAUCUUAAAUAUUUUAAGUUCAUAGGCCGCUUCAUUGCCAUGGCUUUGUUCCAUGGAAAGUUCAUUGAUACGGGUUUCUCGCUGCCUUUCUACAAGCGGAUUUUGAACAAACCUCUGGCUCUUAAAGACCUGGAAUCCAUAGAUCCAGAAUUCUACAAUUCACUUAUUUGGAUCAAGGACAAUAAUAUAGAGGAGUGCGGUCUGGAAAUGUUCUUCUCUGUUGAUAAGGAGAUCCUGGGAGAGGUCAGCACUCAUGAGCUGAAACCAGAUGGAGGAAACAUUCCAGUAACUGAGGAAAACAAAGAGGAAUACAUCAGGUUGGUGGCAGAGUGGAGGCUAUCCAGAGGGGUGGAGGAGCAGACCCAGGCGUUCUUUGAGGGCUUCAAUGAAGUUCUUCCUCAGCAGUACCUGCAGUACUUUGAUGCAAAGGAGUUGGAAGUAAUGCUCUGUGGGAUGCAGGAAAUCGACCUGGUUGACUGGCAGAGAAACACCAUUUAUAGACAUUAUGCUCGAAGCAGCAAGCAGAUUCUUUGGUUCUGGCAGUUUGUGAAGGAGAUGGACAAUGAGAAACGAAUGAGACUCCUGCAGUUUGUAACGGGAACCUGCCGCCUUCCUGUAGGAGGCUUUGCUGAUUUGAUGGGAAGCAAUGGUCCACAGAAGUUUUGCAUUGAGAAAGUAGGAAAAGAAAACUGGCUUCCGAGAAGCCACACAUGCUUCAACCGUCUGGACCUCCCUCCUUAUAAAAGCUAUGAGCAGCUGAAGGAGAAACUCAUGUUCGCCAUCGAGGAGACUGAAGGCUUUGGGCAGGAGUAAAACAUCAAAAACUCCUGAUUUUUAUCAUGGCAACCUGCGCAUGGAACAGAUUGAAAGAAGCACUUUCAGCAGUUUCUCUCUGCAGUCCAGAAAUGCUUUCUCCCUGGUAGAAUCUGUCCUAAUAGCAUGUAAACAAAAGAAUAGAAAGUUGUUUAAUCAUAGGUUCAUUUUUUUAACAAUGGACCUGUAAAUCUUCCACACCC